Phytophthora sojae is the source of this 659-nucleotide messenger RNA. RefSeq lists its product as hypothetical. NCBI's taxonomy places the organism in Eukaryota, Oomycota, Peronosporomycetes, Peronosporales, Peronosporaceae. The record is from RefSeq and is a predicted model, not a curated record. The coding region runs from base 68 to 589 and encodes 173 amino acids. Gene Ontology annotation, molecular function: phosphatidylinositol binding. The transcript has a single exon.
CCUCGAUCUGCACAAGUCGCUUCAAGGCUUCCUCCUUCUGCUCAGUCCUAUCUAUCAACCGAACGCGAUGGGCUGCGCGCAAUCCAAGACUGAGGACGUCGUCGCCACGAAUCCGCCGGAGGCCGAGGCCGCUGCCCCGGCCGAGGCGGAGCCGGUCGCCGUCGAGGAGCCCAAGGCCGAGGAGCCUGCAGCUGCUGCUGAGACCGAGGAGGCUGCGCCCGCUGGGGCCGAGCCUGAAGCGGAGGCCGCCGAAGAGCCUGCGGCCCCAGAGACACCCGCCAAGGAGCUGUUCAAGGUCACGGGCCACGAGAUCGACGAGGCCGGCGUGGUCUUCUACACUGUGGAGGCCGUGGAGGGCGACGCCACCUUCAAGAAGCGCUUCAGCGACUUCAAGAAGCUCGUGGUGGCGCUCGGCAGCCCCAAGACUCUGCCGGCGCUGCCCGGCUCGGGCCUCGGCUCCAAGCUGCGCGGUAAGCACAACCCGGCGCUCAUCGCGGAGCGCGAGACGCAGCUGGCGCUCGUGCUCAACGCCAUCGUCAACGACGCCGCGCUGGCCGAGCACGAAGCCUUCAAGAAGUUCGUCGAGUAAUCUACGCGCCCAUGAGAAGCGGCUCUAGUGUCGCCAAUAAUCACCACAAACAAGCUCACCCUGUACAUAC